CGCGGGAAGUUGCAAGUUCAGUGGCUUUGUUUUUCCGUCUUGGACAGAGACUGGAAGGGCUUAUCGAUGGCGGGCCGACGAGGGGCUUUGAUUGUCCUGGAGGGGGUGGACCGAGCUGGCAAAAGCACACAGAGCCGAAGGCUGGUGGAGGCCCUGUGGGCAGGAGGGCAUCGGGCCGAACUUCUCAGGUUUCCUGAAAGGUCAACAGAAACUGGUCAGCUAAUAAGUUCCUACUUGGAAAAGAAGAACAACUUGGAGGACCACACAGUGCAUUUACUGUUUUCUGCUAAUCGUUGGGAGCAAGUGCCAUUUAUUAAAGAGAAAUUAAGCCAGGGUGUAACUCUAAUAGUGGACAGAUACGCCUUUUCUGGAGUAGCCUUCACAGGUGCAAAAGAAAACUUCUCCUUGGAAUGGUGCAAGCAACCUGAUGUGGGGCUUCCAAAGCCAGAUUUGAUCCUUUUUCUUCAAUUGAGCACAUCAGAAGCAGCCAAACGGGGAGAAUUUGGAAAUGAACGAUACGAGGACACCUCUUUUCAGGAGAAAGUUCUACAGUGCUUUUACCAUCUGAUGAAAGAUAAAUCUUUAAAUUGGAAGUUGAUUGAUGCUUCGAAAAGUGUAGAAGAUUUGCACAAAGAAAUUAAAUCCUUUGCAGAAGAGACUAUGCAAGAAGCUCAGCGCAAACCUCUAGGAGAACUGUGGAAAUGAAAUUGACGUAACUCCUACAGUCAGAUCUUAUUUAAUCAAAUUCUGCACUAUUUGCAUUCACAUACUCAGUAUGUAUCUGCAUGCAUGUGUGUGUAUCUGUUUUGAGAGGCCAAGCUGUUUUUUGUUAAUCUUUACUAUUUAUCAUCUCUAUUCCUCUAUAGAGUGUGGAGUUUUAGAAGAGGGAAGCCUAUCCUUUCCUUAGAAAGCAGUUCUGCAGGGGCUUAGACCUGGAGCAGAAAUGCAUGAAUGGAGUAAUAUCUUCUUUAUUCCAUUUAGAGAGACUUAAUAUGUUCAACACUCUACUUUUUAUAGAGUAAAAGUGUGUGUGUGAGUGCAUUAACUUAGUCUCACUAUAGUAAGAUUGUGUGUAUGUGUAGUAAAAUAAUUCCAUUUGUAAUAUGCAGAGUAAGUUUAUCAAUAAAAUAUUUUCAAGCAUGCAGUGGGCAUGUUUGGCUAAUGGUACUUAAUAAGCCGAGGUAUUUACAAGAUAUAUUUGAGAUUCUUAAGGAAGUUUGAUGCCAUUGAUGUAAGAGCUUAAAAUAUACUUCCUGUAUAGAUGCUGAUAAUAAUUCCCCAAACUGACAUAGAGACUUCCAGGUAUUAUCACUGUAGGAGGACAACCAUAUUAGUCUUUGGUAGCCAAAAAUCAGGAGGAGUCUGGUAGCACCAUUUCAGACUAACAAUAUAUUCUAUUGCAUAUUGAAUUAAAGCAAAAUAAUAAAAGUUUUUUGUGCCAAUUGAUAAGAGUUUUGUCAGGAAUAUCUAUUGGAAGAGUUUGAAAUACAGGUGGGCCCUGGGUUAAGAACACCUGGGUUACAGACCACCCAUAGUUAAGAAUGGAGCCUAUUGUAGCAAAAUUCAAGAUAAAUACACAGUGAUUCUAGUUAAAUACACAAUGGUUUGAGUUCAUUAUACAAUACUUAUACAGGAUUAUACAAUACUGUAUUUAUAUUGAAUCUCCUUUAUCAAUAGUUCUGCAAGAGAUUUAAAUGCAAUUCUUUAUUGUAAAGUAGUUUGGCUAAAGUCUUAAUAAAACAAAACAUUUAUUUCAAGUUUCUUUCUUUCUGUUUAUGAGCUUCCUGAAUAAUUUUGUCUCUAUAUGUUAAGAAAUGUAAUUAAAGUAUCGCUUGAUCUAUUGAAUUUUGCUAGCCUGGAAUUUGAAUUCUGUGCACUUCAGAGUAAUGUACUUCUGGGAAGGGAUCAUUACAUAUGUUACUAUGUAAUUCAUCACAUCAUUCUUAGCUUUUUUGCUAAUACCUCUGAUAUGGAGGUUGCUUCAUUUGUUAGAGACUUCAAAAUUUGCUAGAGAUAUUUUAACCUCAAUG
Python bivittatus (Burmese python) is the source of this 2030-nucleotide messenger RNA. RefSeq names its product deoxythymidylate kinase (gene DTYMK). Lineage: Eukaryota; Metazoa; Chordata; Lepidosauria; Squamata; Pythonidae. Gene Ontology annotation, molecular function: nucleoside diphosphate kinase activity; ATP binding; dTMP kinase activity. Gene Ontology annotation, biological process: dTTP biosynthetic process; dTDP biosynthetic process; dUDP biosynthetic process. The record is from RefSeq and is a predicted model, not a curated record. Gene Ontology annotation, cellular component: nucleus; cytoplasm; cytosol.